AAGCCUGAGUCUAGAAGCAGAAUUUAGCCUGACCUCUAUUUCUAUUUAAAUGUCUCUAAAUACACAGUCUGUUUACAAUGGGAAUAGAAUCUGGGGGAGGAAGAAUUAAAAAGAGAAAAAGAAAAGGAAAGGAAAAGAAGAGAAAAGAGAAGAAAAAGAAGAGAAAACUAAAGACACUUUCCUAACAUUUCAUUCCAGACUCUUCCUUCAGGAUGAAACUUCUCUUGAUGGCAGGUGUUCUGAGCACUGCCAUUGCCUUGCCCGUCCCUUUUGGACAUUCUGGAGGAAGUUCCAGUGAGGAGAGAUUUUACUUUUACCCAUCACCAGGGUUGCCAGGCUUUCCAGGGCCACCAGGACCCCCAGGACUACCAGGACUGCCGGCACCGCCAUUUUUCCCUCAGAUCCCAUUCCCCCUGCCUCCACAACAGCCUCCAAUCCUAAUUCCUUUUCCUUUUCCUUAUGAUCCAAAUCAGGGCCUGACGCCUAACGAUUUCAUACAGUUACUUAUUUCUAUUUUAAACCAACUGGGGGGCCUCAUUGGGAUGGUGCUGGACACUUAA
Molecule: messenger RNA, 560 nt
Organism: Erinaceus europaeus (western European hedgehog)
Lineage: Eukaryota; Metazoa; Chordata; Mammalia; Eulipotyphla; Erinaceidae
Gene: SCPPPQ1
Product: secretory calcium-binding phosphoprotein proline-glutamine rich 1
Exons: 8
Coding region: 213-560 (115 amino acids)
Source: RefSeq, a predicted model, not a curated record